CGCCGUUGUUAAUUUUAACAGACUUUGAACUCUGCCAUCGAUAGGCAGAUGUCAUUUAAGAAAUUGCUACGUUGAAAAUGUGAAAAAUAAGGUUUCCUAAAAUUUUGCACAAAUAUCUUAGUAAAUAAUUAAAAAUUUAACGAAAAAGUGCGAAAAUCAAUUAAAUAAAGUCUGCUAGUAAACAAAAGAUAAUUUAAAAACCCUUGUGAUAGUGUUAUGGUCAUGGGUGAGAAUAUAAUGGACGAAUUAGCAUCACUAAUACGCACUGAAAUUCCCGAUGGACGUCAAAGUCUACGCGACAGUUAUACCAAUCUGGAAAGGGUGGCCGACUAUUGUGAGGACACUUACUAUAGAGCCGAUAAUAAGAAGGCCGCUUUAGAAGCCACCAAAAACUACACCACACAAUCGUUGGCCAGUGUAGCUUAUCAAAUUAAUACACUGGCUUACAGUUAUAUGCAGCUAUUGGAGUUGCAGGCUCAACAGCUGAGUGAAAUGGAAUCACAAAUGAAUCAUAUAGCCCAAACGGUCCAGAUUCACAAGGAGAAGGUGGCCAGGAGAGAAAUUGGUGUCCUUACCGCCAAUAAAGUUAGCACUCGUCAGUUUAAAAUUGUGGCGCCCAUCAAUCCGGAAAAGCCCAUUAAAUAUGUGCGCAAGGCUAUUGAUUAUUCGAUUUUGGAUGAUAUUGGCCAUAGUGUCAAUACCAAUCAAAUGAAUCGUAAUCCUAAACAACAACAUCGUGGCUCUUCACAUGGAUCGGUUCAAUCCUUGGCCCAACCUUCGGUAGUGGGACCACCACCUACCACAAAACCACCCACACCGCCCCAAAUGUCACGUGGUGGCAAUACUGGCACUUUGGGCAAGUCUGUGAGUAAUACCGGUACUUUGGGUAAAAGUUCACGCGAAUAUCGUACACCUCCGGUGGUCAAUCCACCGCAAGUACCCUCACACUAUGCACCCAACUAUCCCAUUGGUCAUCCAAAACGUUUGUCUUCGGCCUCUUCGAGUACUACAGCCACCGGUGUCAGUAGUACUGGUUUGGGUGCAAAUAGUUCUGUUAAUAAUGAACGUGCUGCUGGUUACAGUGCUCUUCCCAUGCCGCCAAGCCAACAGAUUGCAACUCAUGUUAAUUUACCCUCAGCUGGUAUGAUGCAAUCUUUGCCACCACCACCACCCACUACAUACGAUGAUCGUAAUAGUAUGCCACCACCACCUUCUCCCUUGACAGUUUCCCAACAUGAGAUCACCGAACAGAGUCACAUUGGCAUGCAUACUUUGGGGCGUAAUCAUAAUAGAAAUGGCAACAGCCGAAAUCAUUUUAGCUUAAACUUUGCUAGACCCGGCUCACAAUCACCACCCUUGCCACCGCCACCACCACCAGAGGAAGAGCAUCAUGACUUUGGAAGACCACGUAAUUCAGCUGGUCAGGGACAAUUAGCUCCCAUAGUGCCCGAUGAUCAAAAUUUGCCAGGAUGGGUGCCCAAGAACUAUAUAGAAAAAGUUGUGGCCAUUUAUGAUUAUUAUGCUGACAAAGAUGAUGAACUUAGUUUUCAGGAGAGUUCAGUAUUAUAUGUUCUAAAGAAAAACGAUGAUGGUUGGUGGGAGGGUGUUAUGGAUGGUGUAACUGGUUUAUUCCCUGGCAAUUAUGUAGAACCUUGUGUUUAAAUUUACAAACAUAAUAACUGCCACAAUAAUUUCUUUACAUAAAAAAGAACAUAAAAUUAAUCACAAAGACAAGAAUUUACUUCAUAUUCAGUAAAAAGAAACAGCAUUUCUUUAAAGAAAAUAUAUAUAAAUAUUAAAUAACAAUAAGUUUAUAAGGGAAACAAACACAACUAACAAACACCACAAAAUUUAUACAUACAUAAAGUGAAGCAGUUUUCUUUCCAAGUAUUUCAUACAAAACAUAAUAAUGGUAAUAAUAGUAUUUUGUUAACAUUCAUUCAACUUAUAGGCCUUUUGAUAACACAAUGAAUAUGAUUACAAUGAUAUAAUGAUGUUUAGUAUUAUAGCAAAAAACAUUAACAUUGGAAAUUAAGUACGUACAUUUAUCCUCUGGUAUAUAAAAUAAUAAAAAAAUUAUACAAAAAUAACAACAGCAA
This is a messenger RNA of Lucilia sericata (common green bottle fly), 2099 nucleotides long. RefSeq names its product abl interactor 2 (gene Abi). The record is from RefSeq and is a predicted model, not a curated record. The transcript has 7 exons. Gene Ontology annotation, molecular function: SH3 domain binding. Lineage: Eukaryota; Metazoa; Arthropoda; Insecta; Diptera; Calliphoridae. Bases 217 to 1662 code for a protein of 481 amino acids.